This is a messenger RNA of Necator americanus (New World hookworm), 417 nucleotides long. RefSeq lists its product as uncharacterized. NCBI's taxonomy places the organism in Eukaryota, Metazoa, Nematoda, Chromadorea, Rhabditida, Ancylostomatidae. The transcript has a single exon. The record is from RefSeq and is a predicted model, not a curated record. The coding region runs from base 1 to 417 and encodes 138 amino acids.
AUGCUGUCGUUCGGGAUGUUCACCAACACAACAUCAUCUUGCAGCUGUGCUCGCAAAAGAGUCCGGUGUAUAGCAGCAGUUAAGGAGUCAGAGACGAAGGGGAUGCACAAAGGAAUUCUACCUUCACAUGGGAUCCUUACUAUGUUGUUCGUAGGUCGAGAUUGGGUGUUAGAUUUCAAUUUCGAGUACCCGUUUGAACUAGCUAUGCUUGUGGCUAGUUUUAGUGAUGCUGCUAUACACCGGACUCUUUUGCGAGCACAGCUGCAAGAUGAUGUUGUGUUGGUGAACAUCCCGAACGACAGCAUCAAACGACAGUUAGUUCGCAAUAGAUUCUACGAUAGGCAAUGCGGGUCAGAAUGUUGCGUGGUUUGUCCAUUCGGUAAGGCCAGUGAUUGCACGAGAGUCGGAGUUAUUUAG